Symbiodinium necroappetens is the source of this 3776-nucleotide messenger RNA. Lineage: Eukaryota; Dinophyceae; Suessiales; Symbiodiniaceae. The record is from the annotation of a GenBank genome assembly.
GUGCGUCGGAAAUGCAGGAACACUACUCCUUCAGGCAGUGGAGCCACGACAUCCUUGUGUGGUCGGUGGCAGUGGAAGGCGAUGCUUCACGCAAAGCAGCAUUACUUACCAUGGCCCUGAAGGGAGUAGCAGCGGAAUACAUCAAGAGCUUGCCCCCGACAGUCUUGAUUAACGGUGGGGUCAUCAACGGCAAUGCAGCCGACCCUUUGACCUUCAUCAUGCAUAGUCUUGCUGAAAGGUUUUCAUUGCUGGGUGAAGAAGUCCGUAUGUCUAGCCUCACGGAUCUCUUUCAUUUCAAACGCAACGUCACUACCAAUGAGAAGGUGGACGAGCUCAUUGCUCGUUUUGAGCUUGUGCGCCAGCGGGCCCACGAUCAGGGUCAACUGACGAUCUCUAUUCCAGGCUUGUGUUGGCUGCUGUUGAAGGCCCUGGACGUCACAGACAGCCAACUUAUGCAGCUCCUGGCACGAACAGAUGGCCGCAUGCCCGUCACGGAAGAGGAGUUCGCAGCCUUGAAGCUCCAAUUACGAAGGAUGGGGCACAUCCUCGAGCAUGCGCCAAAUAACAUAGCUAACGCGCUCAGGAAACACCUGAAGGACUCACAGACGAUGCUGCUGUGGGCGAGUAAAGGCAAAGGCAAGGGAAAGGGGCGUCCAAAUGUUUCUGCCUUUCUGGCUUCCUUGUACGAUUCAGAGGUUGAGUGUGGCAGCGACACCCAUUUGUCUCGGGAGUGUCACCUUCCCAGAACCGAUGGCCCGCUUGAUGGACUCAUCUUCAUGGCCUCAGAGGUGCCUUCCACUUGGAGCACUGAAGACAGCUCAGCCGUGCCAGAAGGUGCCCAGUUUUCUGAGAAUGGCCCAGGAAGAAGUGCAUCUGGACUAGGCGUGCAGAAGUUAGAAGUCGGAAUCGCCGUCAACUUCGUUUGCCAACGGCCGUGGAUGCAAAUCGGUAUGUUCACGUACAUGGCCUCCUAUGAUAACCAUGAUCCCGAGGAGCCGUCACCAUACCAAAACUUUGAGUCGUUUCCCUGGUGGCCGACUGAGCAAAUUCUGCAUAGACUGAACUGGAUCCGACGCAUGCAGCAAUCAGCAGCCGAGCAUGGUCUGGAGGCCUCCCAACAGUGCCUAUUGCUUUGCCUUGCAUUUCAGAGGGUCAAGUGGGAGUGGCUCGGCAUAUCUUCGAGGUACCUGCUGCUGCACUUGGAGUUGCUUCUGUUGGUCCGCGAGCCAUGUUUCAGCGAAGGCAAAGCAGGCGGCUCAGAUGGUGAAGUUUCUCUGCCGCCAUCCGUCAACGGUUCCGAUGACCCAGGGCCUUCAUCCGGAGCCAAGGGUUCGUCUUGUUGCCGGAAUGCUUGCCUGGAGACUUGGCGAGAGAAAGCUGAGGAGCUGCAGUUGAAACUGCAAAACCAGAGUUUUCAUGAACGGCAAGCCUUGAUCUUUGAAGAAGUGAAACGUGUGGUGAAAGAGAACAGUUCCAGUCCCAGCGAUGAUGCUGCCCCGGCUGCUGGCACUGGUCGUCGCUACUUGAAGUGGAGCAUGUUCGGGGCAUCAGUUUGCCGCAUCUUUUGUGAGAGACAUUGCUUCCAGUGCAACCCGAAGAGCCUGGACAACAUGAUCAAGCUCGCUCGUUCUGGGCUCGUAGAGCUUCCGGCAAGGGGGCCAAGGCUGCAACGAGAGAGCAAAACGGGCGAUGCUUUAGAUGUCUGGUUCCUCGAUGUCUACUUGUAUCUGGCAGAACCAUUAGCUGUGGAAGGAUCUGAGGGCAGUCUGCCUGUUACCGUUGCUGCCGGGGAGCAACAUGAGAUUGUGCAUGACGAUUCUCAUCCACUGUAUUCCAUCAGUGUCAACCUUGAUGGCAAGAAGUCUGCCAUGAUACCGAAAAGAUACUUGAAUUUUGCCACGGCCGAAGACUUCUGGCGCUUUUACGUUGUCGAUGUGGCAAAGGAUCAGCAGUGCAGUCGAAAGACCUUCUUUCGUGGGUACGAGCGAUGGAAAAAGUUUGUGCCCUUGAAGGAUCCUGGUGAAGGGACGAAAUGCAGCAUCUGUGCUACGUUGGCAGAACAAAAGGCCCAAUGCACCAGCAAGAUGGAAAGGGAACAGGUCGAUCUGGACCUGAAGGACCACUUGGAGCGAGUCCGGGGAGAUCGAAGUGUCAACAACCGGACGAACAAGCAGGGCUCCGAGAAGGAUGUGUAUUUGUGCAAGGACAGGUACAUGAAGGUCAUGAUCGACGGCAUGGAUCAGGCUAAGUUUUGCCUUCCUCGUCACAAAAAGCUGUCAGCGACCAGUGAUGCCUCGAAGCGAUGGAGACCGGCUGUUCAUGUCACAGGAGUCAUUACAUGGGGUUUGCAAGAAAUCUAUUUCGUGCUUCCGAGCAGUGUCCCCAAGGACGCCAACAUGAAUGCGACCAUUUUGGCUCGUUGCCUGGACCUGGCACAAGAGUCCUUGGAAGAAGGCCAGACACUGCCGGAGAACCUCUUAGUGCAAGUUGACAACACGCCGCGAGAAUCGAAGAACCAGCAUUUUGCAUUGUUUCUGUCGUUUCUGGCCUCGUCCGUCUUCAAGAGUGUUGAGUGUCACUAUCUCCAAGUCUCCCACACGAAGAAUGAGCUGGACCAACGUUUCAGCACUCUGGCCAGCAUCAUCAAGCACGCCGAGUCCAUCGAGGAUCUUGGUGAGUUGCGGGAUUACAUGCAGCUUCACAUGACCACAGCCUUGAACAGGAAACUUGUUGUUGAAAUACUUCAGAACACGUGGAAUUUUCGAGAUUGGUUGGCUUCCACUGGCCUUUCGCUCAGUGGCCUCGUCAGCACUCGCUUGGAACCCCAUGCGAAUCAUGUGUGGAGAUUCCAGAGAAGGCUUGAACUUGAUGUGACUGUGUCAGGGCCUAUUGUGUCGGAGCUGAAAAAUGUGACCCCUGACGAUGGGGACGUGGUGCUCGUUGUGAAGCAGUUCAUGUGCUCGCCAAGGCCCUCGCAGGAUCCUAUCCUCAUGUUGCCUUUGCAAGCAGCGAGGACUUUGAAGAGCCGGGACUUGACAGUCUCGAGCCCGAAUUCUUUCUCCGCUCAGACUCUUUCGGAGUUUAGGAAGACUGCCAAGUGGGUAGCUUCGCCACCUUGGUUGCUUCUGCAAGGCCAAAUGUUUUUGGAAGACAUGUGCGACCUGAAUGAAAAGGGCCAGACCCACGGCGAGCCUCCCAAGCUUCAGUUUGUUUUUGGCGGUGAUCGUACUGUCAUCGAUGGGCCUAUGCUUGCAGAGUUGGAGCCUUCAGCCGCCCCAGUUCCUCGCGAGGUUCGGGUCCUUCCGAAAAAGCGGGCCAAAAAGAGGCCAGCUGCGGCGGCACCCGCCAAGAGGCCUGCCAUGGCUUCAGCUGCAAGGGCGGAUGGGCCAUCGGAACCUCCUGCAGCUGCUGGUGCUGCCGAGGGCAGCGAGGACAAUGCUGCUGUCUCUGAGGUUGCUGCGGUUCCUGCCCAGGGCAGCAUCAAUGAGGAUGGUGCUGAUGCAGAGAUGCUUGGAUCAGACAGAGAGCAGGACCAGGAGGUCUCCGGGGCCGCUGCUGCUGCUGCCGAAGUUCCAGAACCAGGUCCACGUCCUGGAGCACAGCCUCCAGCAGCAGCUGUGGGCCCUGGCCGUAAAGUUCUGCACUUUGGUUGCUCGAAGUGUCGGAAGAAUCCGCAAGGAUGCCCUGGUCGCUGCCGAAAAUUCGCCGCCGAAGGGAAGAAUGAUUAUGGCUAUGAUGAGCAUGGCAAUGUAGUUCGCUUUGAGCCUGCUGAGUAA